This is a messenger RNA of Lynx canadensis (Canada lynx), 3763 nucleotides long. It is a transcript of the gene HDAC8, whose product is annotated as histone deacetylase 8. NCBI's taxonomy places the organism in Eukaryota, Metazoa, Chordata, Mammalia, Carnivora, Felidae. The record is from RefSeq and is a predicted model, not a curated record. Gene Ontology annotation, molecular function: histone deacetylase activity. The transcript is spliced from 11 exons. Bases 200 to 1483 code for a protein of 427 amino acids.
GUUAGUUUUGACCGUGCUUAUUUGUCCCAUAAAUUAUCGAUCCUAAUUGGCAGUUAUUUGGGCUUUUAUAUUUGCCGACCUCUCGUUUUUGUACCGUCGUCACUAAAUGAAGGGCUUCUGGCCUGGGAGGGCCCAUGUAUUCUUUCAAUUGGUUGGGGAGCUGGGACAGUGUCUCUGGCAAUAACGAGAAUAGGAGGGAAUGUUGACCAGGGAGCACCGCUGCGGCCGUUCAGAGGAGCAGGAACAGGAGCCCGGGCUGAGUCUGAAAAAAGCCGGAUCCAGAAGGUGGCUCCGGAACGGCUGGAAUUGGAAGAUGGAGGAGCCGGAGGAACCGGCGGACAGUGGGCAGUCGCUGCCUCCAGUGUACAUCUACAGUCCCGAGUAUGUCAGCAUGUGCGACUCCCUGGCCAAAGUCCCCAAACGGGCCAGUAUGGUACAUUCUUUGAUUGAAGCAUAUGCACUGCAUAAGCAAAUGAGGGUAGUUAAGCCCAAAGUAGCCUCCAUGGAGGAGAUGGCCACCUUCCACACUGAUGCCUAUCUGCAGCAUCUCCAGAAGGUCAGCCAAGAAGGAGAUGACGAUCAUCCAGACUCCGUAGAAUACGGGCUAGGUUAUGACUGUCCAGCCACUGAAGGGAUAUUUGACUACGCAGCAGCUGUAGGAGGGGCUACAAUCACAGCUGCCCAAUGCCUGAUUGAUGGAAUGUGCAAAGUAGCAAUUAACUGGUCCGGAGGGUGGCAUCAUGCAAAGAACCACACUGGCCUUUCAGCUUCUCAAAUAGGCCAAGGAAGUUCUUUCCUGCCUCAGAGCUUUUGCAAUGCUGCUCUCUCUGCCUGGAAGACUUCUCCAUCUCAGUAUGGAGAUGAAGCAUCUGGUUUUUGUUAUCUCAAUGAUGCUGUCCUGGGAAUAUUACGAUUGCGACGGAAAUUUGACCGUAUUCUCUACGUGGAUUUGGAUCUGCACCAUGGAGAUGGUGUAGAAGAUGCCUUCAGUUUCACCUCUAAAGUCAUGACAGUGUCCCUACACAAAUUCUCCCCAGGAUUUUUCCCAGGAACAGGCGACGUGUCUGAUGUUGGCUUAGGAAAGGGACGGUACUACAGUGUAAAUGUGCCCAUUCAGGAUGGCAUACAGGAUGAGAAGUAUUACCACAUCUGUGAAAGUGUACUAAAGGAGGUAUACAUAGCCUUUAAUCCUAAAGCAGUGGUCUUACAGCUGGGAGCUGAUACAAUUGCUGGGGAUCCCAUGUGCUCCUUUAACAUGACUCCAGUGGGAAUUGGCAAAUGUCUUAAGUACAUCCUUCAGUGGCAAUUGGCAACACUCAUUUUGGGAGGAGGAGGCUAUAACCUUGCCAACACGGCUCGAUGCUGGACAUACUUGACCGGGGUCAUCCUAGGGAAAACACUAUCCUCUGAGAUCCCAGAUCAUGAGGAAAGGAGAGCUUUUUUGUUUCCAUCAUGGUGUGGCCAAGGUUCUUUGAUGGACUAAUUGGUGAUAUAGGAAAGGCUGAGAAGCAUCAUACAAGACACUGGUGCUAUGUCAUUCUGGUUGUGACGAGUUCCGUUCACAGAGUAAUUCAGGACAAGAAAUGCUCUUCCUGGUUAGGGCCCACAUCACAAUCAUGAGCUCAACCUCCGCAGGUGAAGGCAGAGUAAAGUCUCAAGGAUCUGUAAGAGAGAUUGGCACUAACCUUGGACUUACCCUGGUGGAAUUGAGUCUAAUUUUUAAGAAACACUUGAGUUAACAAUAAAAAAUUUGAGAGCUACUUGGAGUAUUAUGAAAAGAGGGCUGGCUAGAAGCAGUAUCAUUAUAUCCCCUACUGACUAGGAGAGAAGAAUACUAGUUUAGCCACAAGAGCAUAUUGCCAGCAUGGCAAAUAUAUUCUUUUAAGCAUCUUCCUCAUGCUGAAUCUCAUCCCUACAGCUGUGAGAUUUCACUUUACUGUUCUCUUUCUUCCUCUCUGGCUGCUUGUUCUGCCUAUUCAAUGGAUCUUUUUACCCACUACCACCUUAGUCUUCAGCCAUGACAUUACUUCCAUAGACUAUCAUCACAUGUUCAGAAGCCUGUUAGACAUAGUGACCCAGAUUCUCUACUGUAAUCUCAAACCCAACUAAACCCAAGUCCAUCAGCUUCCCUUAGCCAGACUCGCUCUUCCUGCUAAUUUACCCCAGCUCUGUCAGUGACAUAGCAAUUCUCCCCACUUAGCCAGAGUCAAAACCUAGGGGUCAACUUUGACUUCUCCCUUCUCUCCUUUCCUCUGCAGCCAAUCAAUUACCAAAGUCCUGGUGAGUCUAGCUUUACAAUGUAUCUUUCCCAUCUUCUCCAUCUCCAUAGCAAUUGCCUUUGUUAUCUCCCCCUUGAACUAUUGCAAAAGCCCCCACACUGGUCACCUAGCCUUUUUAUGCUUGCUCCCAGGUUCCAUAAGACACAGAUCUAAUCCUGAAGCUGCCCCAGUGCCUGUCACAUCAAGUCCUGUCUCCUCAACCUGGGACUCAAGGCCUCCCAUUCUCUCCCUUACCAACUUAUCUAACUUAUAGUACUUGCUGGUCUCAGAUUUGUCCAGCAUUCUCUUACCUCUACUGACUACCUCCCACUCCGCCCCAUUCCUGCUUGUUUACAAUCACCCUGUCUUUCAAGAUGCUAAUUCUCUCUAUUGGAUGCAAAUCUUAGAAUUUGAAACACAUUUUAGUUCCUUCAUUUAACAAACAUGAAUUGAGCACCUAUUAUUUUCUAGGCCCUAAGCUAGGAGCUGUAGGUAAUAUAAAUAUGAAUAAAACAGUAUUCUUCCCUUUGUGGAACUCUGGAGUCAGAAAGACAAACAUAACUAACUCUAAAUCCCCAUCAGGCUGUGUCUGACUCCCAUCCUAUAGACCCUUCCCCUCAGCCUUUAAAUAUACCUAAGACCCUCCCAUCUUAAAUCACCCACCUACCCGAACCCCACCCCUGGGUCAAACUCUUAAAAAGUAUAUUUGUACCAUCAUUCUCAUCUGCACUUCCUCCCAUCCGAUUCUUCAGUCUACUCCAGUUAGGCCUUGUCCACACCCUUCACUGACUUGGCUAUAAGCAAACGUCUCCUUCCCGUGGACAAAUCAGAAGACUGCCCUCCUUUUACCUAAUCUCUCUGUAAUAUCUCAAGUUGUCACCAGAACUGUAUGCACUCCCUCUGUCCACCUCUAAAGUAUUGACUGUUCUCCAUGAUGCUUUCCUUCCCUCUCUUCCCUUCUUACUCUGUAGUAAGCCUCCCCUGCCAGCAAAGCAGUUCCUUGGCAAUCCUCAUCCAAUUCUUCUAUGUCACCGACAACUCCCAAAUCUUACAUCCUGUACUUUAGGCCCAACCCCUCUCCUAAAUACCAGAGCACUACAGCAUCAGGAUCCUAACCCUCAAAAUUCUUCCCACUCAACUCCCGCCACACACACACACACACACACACACACACACACACACACCUUACCAUGAGCCCUUGUCCUCUGCCUGUAUUCUUCAUCUCCUUAAUGCACCUCCCACAUGGUCAGAAAUCUUUGACUCUCUCUUCUUCCUUACUUCCCACAUCCAAUAAAUUGUUUAGAACUAUUGAUGAUGUCUUUUCAGCCUUUCAAUCUCUCCAUUCCUCCCACAGCUGUUAUGAUUCAGGCCCAGAUACCACUCAUCAUGGUUCUACCACCAGAUUUCUCACUGGUCUCCCUACUUGCAUUCCUCCCGUCAAAUGCUGUUCCAUUCUCCAUGCUGUAGCCAAUGAGUCUUCUAAAGGACAUAGCUUGGGAGCCUGU